Messenger RNA from Lathyrus oleraceus (garden pea), 775 nucleotides. Its product is annotated as putative H/ACA ribonucleoprotein complex subunit 1-like protein 1. Gene Ontology annotation, biological process: ribosome biogenesis; snoRNA guided rRNA pseudouridine synthesis. The record is from RefSeq and is a predicted model, not a curated record. NCBI's taxonomy places the organism in Eukaryota, Viridiplantae, Streptophyta, Magnoliopsida, Fabales, Fabaceae. The transcript has 4 exons. Bases 93 to 683 code for a protein of 196 amino acids. Gene Ontology annotation, cellular component: box H/ACA snoRNP complex. Gene Ontology annotation, molecular function: box H/ACA snoRNA binding.
UCAUUCCAAAACCCUAAACCCCAAAGGAUACUCUUCUCUGUCGCUCACAAUAUUUGCUCCAUCUCUCACAAUAUCACCACCGUAAACAAACGAUGAGACCUCCAAGAGGUGGUGGCCGAAGUGGUGGUUUCAGAGGCGGUCGUGAUGGAGGAUUUAGGGGAGGCCGUGACGGUGGCUUUCGUGGUAGAGGUGGCGGUCGUUUCGGCGGUGGUGGACGUGGCUUUCGUGAUGAAGGACCUCCCUCCGAAGUUGUAGAGGUCUCAACUUUUAUCCAUGCUUGCGAAGGAGAUGCUGUCACAAAACUUACAAAUGAGAAAAUUCCAUAUUUCAAUGCUCCUAUUUAUCUUCAAAACAUGACUCAGAUUGGGAAAGUUGACGAAAUAUUCGGUCCUAUCAAUGAAUCUUACUUUUCAAUCAAGAUGAUGGAAGGGAUAGUUGCUACUUCUUACUCUGCUGGUGAUAAGUUUUAUAUUGACCCAAGUAAACUCUUGCCUCUUGCAAGAUUUCUUCCUCAACCUAAGGGACAAGCAUCAGGUGGAAGAGGUGGAGGAGGUCGUGGUUUUGGUAGAGGUGGAAGAGGUGGAGGAGGUCGUGGUGGUUCUUUCCGGGGAAGGGGUCCCCCAAGGGGAAGGGGUCCUCCUAGAGGACGUGGUGCUCCUUUCAGAGGAAGGGGUAGAUUCUAAGAGAAUCUCCAUCUUAUGUAAUUUUUGUUUUUGCUUCAAUCAUUUUGUUUGGAUGGUGUUCCAAUUUGAAUUGAUGUUGAAUUUUCUAUUUA